AGAAAAUAAUUGACAGUUUUGAGGAAAAAAAUUAAAUAUGCAUUUUACAAAGUCAUAGAAAUACACACAAACUCUAUUUUGCUGUAGUCAUUUCGCCAAAGAUGAAAUUUGGUUAUAAAAUUUAUACUAUGAACAUUAAAGAACUACACUCAUACUCAAUAUAACAAACGAAAAUCAGUUACAAACUUGUGACUCAUAAAACUUAAAAAAGUAUUUGAACCAAAGUUUUUCUCAUCAAUCUUAUACACUAAAAAAUAAGAAAAUAUAAAAGAUUUUUACCUCAAGUUCAACUGCCUAGGUUUGAUAUAAUUGAGAUUGAAAUCUUUACAUUUUCAAUAAAUUUAAUUUAACUUUUAAAUUUUUAAUUAAGAAUUUUAUAUAAAAAUUUAAUAUAAUAAGAACAAAGGGGAAAAAAAUUUUCAAUUAUUAUUUAAAAUUUAGAUCAAAAAUAAAAUUUAUAUCAAAAAAGUUAACUUAAGAAUUGAAAAAAAAAAGAUAAUUAACUUAAAAUAAAUUUUAAAAUUGCUAUGAAUGCUGAAAAAUACAAGGAAAUUAACAUUAAUAGUAUGGUGACUGCAAACCAGGUGUUUUUCGUUCUUGGACUCGAGUAUUUAACCGCAACAAUUGCCAGUGCACUGAACAACCUUGUCCCUGCAGUCACUCUUGUCCUUGCAGUCUUUGGGAGGUUAGAAAAUGUGGGAAUAAGAACGGUAGGAGGGUUGGCAAAGGUGAUAGGAACCAUCGUAUGUGUUGGUGGAUCUACGUUGCUGUCUUUUUACCAUGGACGCAUCAUUGGCAUAACAGAAUCCAGCAUUCAUUGGAGAUAUGCCGAGAAAAUGAAUGAAUCAAGUUCCAACAACGGAACAAACUUCCUGGGUCCAUUUCUAAUCACGAUCAGCUGUGUCGCUUGGGCUGUUGGGUUCAUAAUCCAGGUCCAUGCUUGACCUCAAAACACUUAAUUUCAUUCACUUUUACUUCGUCCAUUAAAUAAGUUGUUUCAAUCUUU
This is a messenger RNA of Rubroshorea leprosula, 1006 nucleotides long. The record is from the annotation of a GenBank genome assembly. Lineage: Eukaryota; Viridiplantae; Streptophyta; Magnoliopsida; Malvales; Dipterocarpaceae.